Molecule: messenger RNA, 642 nt
Organism: Suillus paluster
Lineage: Eukaryota; Fungi; Basidiomycota; Agaricomycetes; Boletales; Suillaceae
Exons: 4
Coding region: 1-642 (213 amino acids)
Source: RefSeq, a predicted model, not a curated record
AUGUCUAUAAGGAUCAGAGUCCCAAAUGCGAAGCUGGGUGUACCCGACCUUCUUCUUGAGGUGGAUAGACCGGGUGACAACGUCGCCUUGUGGAUAUUAGAGGUCGGCUUUUUGCAGACAGACAAGGACCUCAUGAAGAGACCAUACAGGAGGCCAAAGGAUACAUUGGAGUUGGUGAUCACGAUGAAGGGGCGAGAUGUGUUGACGAAGAGGGAGUGGAAGGUUAUGUUGGACAAUCCAGCCUUUGGGUCAGUUAUGUCCUCGGCACCACAUCCCUGGGUCAUGCCCUUGACCAUCAAGGUCAAGGCCUGGCUCUGUCACUCAGAUGGAGAGUUCUCUCUCAAUGAAAUGAACAGCAGUUCCUAUUAUGUGUGUGCAGAAAUUUGUCCAACCAGGGACUCCACCGAGAUCGCCCAUCUCAAUUCAGUGUUCCGCCAAGCCAUGAAAUUCAUACAUGACAAAACCACCAGCUACGUGCAGGAGCAUUGUGAGCUCGACGAGGAGAAUAUCAUUGCCAUGUGCAAAUGGAUACCUCCAGAUCCUCUAUUUGACUGGGACAAGGUCAUGAAUCAUGUUUGCAAGGGAGUGAUGCAUGAUGGGUUUGACCGGUACAGUGACUGGCAUGAGGAUCUAAAUUACUAA